Molecule: messenger RNA, 6732 nt
Organism: Carassius auratus (goldfish)
Lineage: Eukaryota; Metazoa; Chordata; Actinopteri; Cypriniformes; Cyprinidae
Product: nuclear factor 1 X-type-like
Exons: 14
Coding region: 1409-3088 (559 amino acids)
Biological process (GO): regulation of transcription by RNA polymerase II
Cellular component (GO): nucleus
Molecular function (GO): RNA polymerase II cis-regulatory region sequence-specific DNA binding; DNA-binding transcription factor activity, RNA polymerase II-specific
Source: RefSeq, a predicted model, not a curated record
AAAAGAACUGUCCUCUUAAAGUAGGCCUACGUAUUUUCACAAAAGUGUGUAGGCCUACGAUUCAACAGCGUUUGAAAACAACUUUCCAUUAACCAAAACCAAUUAGUAAAAGAAAAAAAAAAAAAAAAAUGAAGUUAUCGUACACUUAUGAAGAAAAACCAAUGCAACCAUCUACAUAACUAACAAAAGCUGUCAUUAUUUACGUUGUUGAUUUACAUAUAUCAAACUAUACCCUGUUUGUUUAAAAUGUCUUAAAGAUAUAUAGUUGAAAAUUAGACAACUGUGUUAGGGGCAUCAAAAGACAAUUUGGGCCGCACUAGCCGAACCUCAGUUGAUUGCGUCUUGAAAAUUACUGACAGAAAGUCGUCCUAAAAUGACCCCCACCCCCCAACCCCACCAAACACGCGGAAUAAUUCGCGCAUUGAUCAUCAGUAGACUAGAGCAGGCAAGAUAGUACUCUGGUAUUUCUAUACUUCCAGCACUUUUGGUCGUGUUCUAUUUAUUUCCUUUCCCCUCCCGUCUAUCCCUGUGUGUAGAGUCUGGUUCGGUCUUCAGUCAUCCGCGCCACCGCUCUACUAACGCCCCGAGGCUGCAGCUGCCACACCGGCCGGCCGCGGAGCGCCACACGCUGAUCAAUAAUUCACCAGCUCGACGCCUCCCCGACCCGUUACCCCGGAGCAGCCUCGGGUCGACUGAGGCUACCACCGAUAUUUAGCUACUCACGAGAGAGGAGAUUUAUUCUCCCGUGAUUUAAAUACAGCCUCAGUAAGCUUUAGCCAACAGGCAUAAGAUCCUUUCAGUGCGUCCACGGAUUAGACCGUGUAGAGUAGAUGUGCACUACUCGUAUUGGUGCCUGACUGCAACGGCAUUUGUGGACGCCUCUCGCGUUCUUCUGUCCGGGAACAGCGGGGGUCCCGUUAUGGUGCGGACAGUCGGAGUAUCGAAAGAGGGAGAUGCACUCAAGGCAAACAGGAACUGACUUCAGGACAUAAAGACGAAGAAAAUCACUCACUGUCACGCAGAACGUCUUCGUACAAGCAGUUCUGCGUAGCUACACCGGCGCUCGCGGAGACUUUCAACCGGGCUUGUGCAUUCCCCGGUCGGUGCCGACAGCGAGGCUCCAUCGCUCGGCUGAUGACAACAGGAGAAUAUAUUUUAAACGGAACAGUUUAGGAACAGAGCCCGGAGACGGCGAUAAUCCAUCGUUUCGUAAAGUGGCGGAGAAAGCUUUACUUUUACAGACGGAACAAGCUCCGGGAAACAGCCCGACUUGUUGAGUUCUUUUUUCUCUUCCGGUAUCACCGGAGAAACCGACUGGUGCACCCGCUCCCUCUCCUCUUUUUUGGACGCUGAAAGUUUAAAGAAAAAUGGGUCUUUGAGGAGAGCUGGCAGAUUCCCCUCAACUACAAUGGCCACAGAAUCGUAUCUGGUGCAUGAAGGUCCCCAUCGAGCUUCUGGCAUCUCAGAGUGUUUCCUAGUGCCUGAAUCCUACAGGGAUGAAUUCCAUCCCUUCAUCGAGGCUCUCCUCCCGCACGUGCGGGCGUUCUCCUACACCUGGUUCAAUCUGCAGGCCCGCAAGCGCAAGUACUUCAAAAAGCACGAGAAGCGCAUGUCCAAGGAUGAGGAGCGCGCCGUCAAAGACGAACUCCUGGGCGAGAAGCCCGAGAUCAAGCAGAAGUGGGCGUCGCGGCUGCUGGCCAAAUUGCGCAAGGACAUCCGGCCGGAGUUCCGCGAAGACUUCGUGCUCACCAUCACGGGGAAGAAGCCGCCGUGCUGCGUGCUGUCCAACCCUGACCAGAAAGGCAAGAUCCGUCGCAUUGACUGCCUGCGGCAGGCCGACAAGGUCUGGCGUCUAGACCUGGUGAUGGUGAUCCUGUUCAAGGGGAGCCCACUGGAGAGCACGGACGGAGAGAGACUGGUCAAGUCCCCGCAGUGCUCCAACCACACCCUGUGCGUGCAGCCGCAUCACAUUGGAGUGUCCGUCAAAGAGCUGGACCUGUACCUGGCCUACUUCAUCCACAUGCCAGAAUCUGGGCAAUCAGACAAUUCCAAUCAACAGGGAGAAGUGGACAUCAAACCCCCACCAAACGGACACCUGAGUUUUCAGGACUGCUUUGUGACUUCAGGGGUGUGGAACGUAGCCGAGCUGGUACGAGUGUCUCAGACCCCUGUUGCAACAGCAUCCGGUCCUAAUUUCUCUCUUGCGGAUCUGGAAAGUCCCGGUUACUACAAUAUCAACCAAGUAGCACUUGGCCGACGUUCACUUGCCUCUCCUCCAUCCACAAGGUCUGAGGUGGAGCUGUACGCCAGUCUUCCUCGGAGCUCUAAUAAGCGUAAGUCUAUAGAUGACAGUGAGAUGGAGAGUCCUGUCGAUGAUGUCUUCUACAGUCGUUCUCCGGCUGGCACCAGCUCCCAGUCCAGCGGCUGGCCGAAUGAUGUCGAUGCAGUGCAGCACCAUUUGACGAGUAUUCAAGAGAGGAAGAUAAAACAUGAGAAUGAUGGUGUGCAGUUUCCUUACCAUGGGCUGUCCUCUCCUGGGUCUCUAAAGAAGCCAGCGGGGAAAUUCGAUUUCAGCGCCCUGUCAGCACAGACGAGGUCCCCCCGAAUGGCCUUCACACACCACCCGCUGCCCAUGCUGGCAGGCGUGAGACCAGGGAGUCCACGUGCCUCAGCUUCUGCCCUUCAUUUCCCUGCUCCUUCCAUCAUCCAGCAGUCCAGUCCAUACUUCACCCACCCCACCAUCCGCUAUCACCACCAUCAGGACCCGCUCAAAGAGUUCGUCCAGUUCGUCUGUGCUGACGGCUCCGGGCAGCCAGGGGCACAGCCUAACGGGAGCGGUCAGAACAAACUGCCCAGCUCCUUCUUACUGCCUCCUCCUCCUCCUCCGGUAGCGCGGCCGGUGCCGAUGCCCCUCCCCCUGCCCGAGCACAAACCCAGCCACACACACCCCGAGAGCGGAGGCGGCUCUCCGGCCUCGCCCUCAGCAUACCCAGCGUCAGGCUCCUCAGCUUCCAACAGGUUUGUCAGCAUCGGAUCACGGGACAACUUUCUGAACAUCCCACAGCAGACUCAGUCAUGGUUCCUUUGACGAGACUUUUCAUGAACGACACAGACACAAAUCCACAAUGAAAACUGGAAAUGGAUUCACAAAGCUAAGUAUGGAACUUUCCCGCAGGCCCCCCCUUAAAGUCUCACUCACACACACAAAACACACGCACAGAUACACACUCGAUUGCCCAAACUGCUGACACCCUCUUUGGAUCGAGGGAUCUGGAAGACUUCAUCAUUACCCUGCCAGUCUGGAUAGCUCGGAGAACAAAACAAAGAAAUGACACACUGACGCCAUCGUCAUCUUCCUGAGACAUCCAGCACAUCAACCAACCCCAUUUACCUUUCCUUCAUUUGUUCAUCCACCAGUCAUAUGCCAUGUUGAGGAAAAUCCAUCUCUUCCCAGUCAGAACUCUUUAGAAAAUUAAAUCAUUAAAAAUGGACCUUUGAUGUCGGACACAUGUGAUUGGAUGGAGAGACUUGGCUGAAGCCUUCUGAUUGGCUCAGGCUUAGACUUCCUUGAUUUUGGUGAUGCCCUCUGUUCCACAGUGUGAACUCGGCAUCCUCUCACUGUUUACCAGUUGACAAGCAAUAGACUGUGAGCAAAACAACAGAUAACACUAACCCAGUGCAUUUCACCUAAACAUAUGCACAUAUGGUCUUAGAUUUGUGAUGUGGAGUCAGGCUACAUGUUUGUAAGGUAAAGCACACACAGAUGAGCAAUACACACAUCAAUGACAGUGCAUCACAGCAUCAUAUAGACAGCUGAUGACAGGAAUGGGAAGGGUCAAGCACGAGUGACUGUAAUGUCAAGCUUGUGACUCAUCAUUUUUCAUUUUGUAGUGUUUUAAAUGAUUAAAAGGCCAGUGAUUUGAGUCAUAAAACUGGUUUGCAUGAACUAAUGAGGGUGCAUUUGGUGCAUCCAUCUCUGACCUCUUCACUACCGUCUAUCGAUCAAUGCUUGUGCAUCAGUAUCCUACAGUCGACCCUGCAAACAAGGGCUUCUUCUGCUUUACUUUGCAUUUGGUUUGGUUUUGCAGUAUUUUUUUUUAAUUUUUUUUUUGGUGAAUGUCAAAACUUUCCAGGUCAUAUUUCACCCUAAAACCAAAUUUCUAAAAUUAUGUUUUGAAAGUAAUAAAGAAAUAUGAUUACAAAAAAAACUUCAUCAAUAACAUUUAACAGUGAAAUUAUUUUCCUAAUAAUCAAGCCAAUUACUGUGCUGUAAUGCAAAGCAUUUUAUUUGAUUAUUAUUAUUAUUAUGUUAUGAUUACUGACUGUUUACUAGUUAGAAUUAUGGAUGAAAAUGUGCUUAAUUGUCAUAGAAAUAUAGUUACAAUGCAGUCAAUUUCAAUGACCCAAAAAUGGGUUUUGAUUCUGGGAUGUGACCUGGAUAUGUUUUUGUGACGUGCCCAUUCACUUGUGUUUUUUAAAUCUGGUUUUGUGCGAUUUUAGUUUGUAUAACGUCAGAUUGGACUGCAUGUGGAAUUGUGCUAUUUUGUUUUUAGAGUAACAGGUUAAGAUCAACUCUCCUUCAACUAGAAUGUGACUAACAAACAAACAGACAAUCUCAUCUUUCCCUCUUAGAGCUUAAUUAAUCAGAUGUUUUAGAUAGUUAUUAUGUCGACAGUGCUCUGCCCUUCCUGUCAAUCAUGUUUUCCAUCACUUUACAGUUAGUUUGUAUAUUUACCAUCAGUUUUUUUCCUCCACUCCUCGGUUUUUUGUUUCAGUUCACAGGUACAGCCUGACUCGCACAACAAUCUACUCACGGCCGACUGCCAUUAUAUUUAGCCUGUCAGCACAGUGGUCAACUGAAUAAGAUACAUGCACACAUACACAAACAUUGCACAAUGACACACACCCACUUCCUUAAAGGACAAAGGGAAACCUUUAAACUCAAACCCCUAUAUCAAACAUGAUUUUACAAUAUGCACCCUAUUUAAAGUACAGUGUAUUUAGCUUUUAGGUGAACUCAAAAAACAAAGUCAUGUUUUCAGUACAAACACUCUAAACCACUGACCUCACUAAAUAACUGGACUGCCUGGCUGUCAAUCACAUUGUCAGGGACUCUGAUUGGCUGAGAGCUGACAAUUUCAUAAUUCACUUGAAACGCAUCAAAGUGCCUCAGUGUCCCCUUUACAUGCAAUUCAGGGUCUUCACUUCAUGUAUAAGCUACAGAAAAUAUGUACAAUAUGUAUCAUGGACUUGUCAAACAUCAAAUAAGCAACUGCAAACAUUAUAUUUAUAGAACAUAUCGUACUUUUACUGUGUGUGUGUUUAUAUAUAUAUAUAUAUAUAUAUAUAUAUAUAUAUAGUUCUUCCGCUGUGAAAUUAGCUCUAUGGCAGUCUAGUUAUUUUUUGACCUUUGACCCGAGUCAGUGAUGUCAUCAGAAAUGUCCAAACAUGUUAAACCCACAAACAUCGUAUCAUCUUGUCAGAACCGCCAGGACUGUCGGAUCAGGUCAGUGCAGAUCAAAAACAGGACACAAAUACAGCUUCAGAGCAGAAACUAAUUUUUCAGAGAAAUCCAAAAUUCUCUUUGUUGAAAAGUGUUAUUAUUGAGAGGGAAAAGAAGUUCUUUGUGGACUGAGCCGUGUGCAAUGUGUUGGGUAGAUAUCUGUGUUUGUCUUCAGAUUUUUAAGAAAGCGAAGCAAGUGAAAAAAAAAAGACAAAAAAAAUUAAGUCUGCAAGCUCCUGGACUCUAAACACAAGGGCCACAAAAAGAAUCCCAGUCUUUCAAAGUGUUAAAGAGGGGAAGUUAAUUUUUACUUUUCAUUUAUCUUUUUUUAAUGUUUUAUUUGUAAGCUUUUGUUUUUAAACUAUUCUAGGGGAGCCGAAGGAAUGAUUUUACAAAAGCAAAUGUAUUAUGACAAAAAUGAAAGAAAAGAAAUACUGGUGCUUCUGAUACUCAUAUGCGAAUAAUACCACACCAGAACAACUGUUUCUGACGAGCCUCUGUUUCUCUCCUAUUCUCUUUUGUAUUUACUAAGGGGGGUUCAUAUUUUUAUAUAUAUAUAUUUUGGUUCUGACAAAAGGCAUUUUAUUACAACCUUUAAGAAAGCAGUGCCCAUUCUUUCUUCUUCAAAUGGUGCAUUCAAAUCAUGUCAGAAAGAUCGUAUUUAUGAGUUGAAAACAAAGGAACGUCACCACAAUGUCAUAGCAAUUGAUGCAGCAUCUAAAUUUGUUAAAAUGUAUGAAAUUAUAUAUACAUUACAUUUGCAAUAAAGUUGCAUAAUAAAUUAUGAUAAUACUCCACAAUUGCAAUAUAAUGCACAACGAUUCUGUUCACAGCACCUCCAUGAAUUGAAUAAAAAUCAAAAUGCACACCUGAUACGCAUUAUUUAUUUGCCAUUUUUCAGAAGAACAGUAGAAGGGGAUUUAAACACACUUGAGGACAUCACAACUCGUAAAUACGAACAUUCCCGGAGGACUUGAAUGUACCAUAAUAGCAGAUGAAUAUGCAGAAAAGCAUGUCUUGGUUGGAGGAACGGCUAUAAUGAAGCGUCACGAUUGAGAAUAGAGUAGAGGGUUCGUCACAUUCACUCUGGGCUUCAUUUAGAGAAGAUUGUAUCGAUGUUAAUGUGAGUAGGGUUUUGUUCAUUGUAGUUUAGAGCACAUGUGGUUCAAGAUGAGAGGCAAAAAACGCAUCUGGAAAAAAAAAACAUUCAGUGCCCCACGGCCACCCCG